This is a messenger RNA of Lytechinus variegatus (green sea urchin), 2749 nucleotides long. RefSeq names its product serine/threonine-protein kinase Nek7-like. NCBI's taxonomy places the organism in Eukaryota, Metazoa, Echinodermata, Echinoidea, Temnopleuroida, Toxopneustidae. Gene Ontology annotation, biological process: protein phosphorylation. The coding region runs from base 530 to 1408 and encodes 292 amino acids. Gene Ontology annotation, molecular function: protein kinase activity; ATP binding. The transcript is spliced from 9 exons. The record is from RefSeq and is a predicted model, not a curated record.
GAACGCUAUCAUCGGCUCAAAAACUGAUAUAUUUGUGAGUUCUCAAGACUUAAACUGAAAGAAAACCCUGCCUAACAAUAGCUUAGAAAUCUUUGAUAACUGGAAGUGGUCUAAAUCAUUCAUGAUCACCGUAGUAUCACUUCAAAGCUGUAUUAUUCGCGUCGGGUUUUGCGUCAGAACAGCUCCUGCCGGCUGCCACGGACUACGGAACGGUACGGUACACCGUACAUAUGCCAGGAGCGCGCCCCGCCAGGUCAGACCAGCUGCACAGCCAGGAGCUCCGGGCCGAGCUAGCCGCUAGUAGUAUUUACUCCCUCUCUCUCUCUUGGACUCUGAGACUGAGUCUAACUAAUCUAUAGUCGUCUAAGGCGUGGAGGAAAGAGGAGCUCUGCCGAUUCCUACAAAUUACGCACAGAAGCGUUGCCGUUGCCGUUGAUAUCUUCAGUGUGACACUUCACUUAGUUACAAGUGAGCGGUUGGCCAUCGAUGAGGGAGUUCUGAAAAUUAUCAUCAGAAAAGUUUUGUAACCAUGGCUGACUUUGAGCAACCUAGUGAGCUUGCUCACGAGGAUCCUGCGAUGUAUUCCGAGCUGAGCAAUUUCAAUAUUGAGAAGCGAAUAGGAAAGGGACAGUUCAGCGAGGUAUACCGGGCCAGAUGCCUCGUCAACGACAAGGUCAUGGCACUUAAAAAAGUCCAGAUAUUUGAAAUGAUGGAUGCAAAAGCCAGGCAUGACUGUAUAAAGGAAAUUGAUUUAUUGAAGUCUUUAAACCACGAUCAUGUGAUCAAAUAUUUGGCAUCAUUUAUUGAAAACAACGAGCUGAACAUUGUACUAGAGUUGGCAGAUGCAGGGGACUUAUCGAGGAUGAUCAAGCAUUUCAAGAAACAAAAGAGAUUGAUUCCAGAGAGGACCAUAUGGAAGUACUUUGUACAGCUUUGCAGUGCUCUAGAACACAUGCAUACGAGGAGAGUUAUGCACAGAGACAUCAAGCCUGCUAACGUUUUCAUCACCGCCGAUGGCAAGGUUAAGUUAGGUGACCUUGGAUUGGGGCGUUUCUUCAGCUCCAAAACCACCGCAGCACAUUCCUUGGUGGGUACACCGUACUACAUGUCACCAGAACGCAUUCAUGAGACCGGGUACAACUUCAAAUCAGAUAUCUGGUCGCUUGGCUGCUUGUUAUACGAGAUGGCAGCAUUACAUUCACCGUUCUAUGCGGAGGGUUUGGAUUUGUACUCUCUUUGCCAGAAGAUUGAUAAAUGCGAAUACCCUGCCUUACCAGCCCACUACUCAAAACAGCUCUGUAAUUUGGUUGCAAUGUGCAUUCACCCCAACCCACACCAAAGGCCCGACAUCUCUGCAAUCCUGGAACUGGCUACCAAAAUGCAUCUGCAGAGUGUACAGUCAAGUUAGUUCUCCUGUGUAGUCCCAUUCCUAUCUUUCCAUGUCCCUAAAAAAUAGAACUCAACAAGGGUACACCGAGUUGAACUUAACAUCCCUUUGUGUACUUUGUCGAGUAUAGAGGUGAGUGUAUAUUUUGUGUACAGGGUGUAGUUGAUGGAUCACGGCCCCACACUCCACCCAGGCCCGGUAACAUGAAACUGCUAUAAUUGAUCGUAAGGCUGGUUUCUACAAUGAACUGGAUAAAUCAUGGUGUAUGAUCGAUCAUAAAAUCAGCCUACAAUCCUUCCCAAAGCUUUAUGUUUGAGGGCCCUGAAAGACGGAGGGACGGCUCUCCUCUAUGUAGCGGCAGGACUAGGCUGAGAAACUGAGUCAUAAGAUGCGAUCAGACUGGCCACUAGCAGGAAUGGUUCACGGCUCAGUCUUUAAACCAUAAAUCAUCUUUAACAUUGUUAUAAAGGCAUUCUGUCUCCUUCAGAAACGGUUUUGUAGAAUUACUCUUCAAACUGACUGCUAGCGAUCACUAAAGGAAAAUAAUACAUGUAGGAAGAGAAAAAAUGAAAUAAAAAUUAGGAAAAACUAUUUUCAGUGCAGUUGAUUGCUUUUCCUGAAUAAAACUUCCUAAGCUGAGACUAAUCCUUGAACGCUCUCUGAAUUGGCAAUGGAAUGAUAACAAUCGCCAUUUAAAAAUGCAUAUUGGCAAUAAUGAGAUAUGCCCAUUUUCAUUUAUAUUGUGUUAUAUUAUGGGCCUUCCAUUUGGAGUAGUAGGUCUGUGGUUAUAUAUAUCCAUACUUUAUAUGAAAAAUUAUGUAAAAGGGUUAAUAAAAUUAUGAUGAUUGCCAAUUUGGGGAGUCCAAACAGAUAAAAUUAAAGCGAAAAACAAAAGGUUUACCUGUAAACCAGCCACACAGAAAUGUUGUUAGCGCUAAAUCACUAACAAUAGGCCACAUGAUCACAUCUUGUGGACUGUGAUGUCAUAACGUUGGUCCAAGAUGAUGAUAACACAUUGUUGUGUCAUUAGGCACUGACGUGGCAUUACCGGUUGUACAUGUAACAGGACCUCUGUUAUGACAUUUUUUAUAACAAAUUUUUGUGCAGGAGGUACUGAUGGUUAAAGAGACUAUAGCCUGGUCAUUAGGAUAGUACGCACUUUUGGGUGUAAUGUUUUUUUGUUGGAUUUGAUGCCAGUCUACUACCAUUCCCAUUAUUGCUCCACUAAACACAGAACAUCUUUGUAAAUGCAUUGUACUACUGUAGCUCAAAGUAUAUGUAAAUACACGAAGUAAAAACAUUGUUAUCACUUUGACUUUAAACUUAAAGGGGAAUGACACAUUGGAACAAGUGGGCUUGUGU